AUGUAUUUGUUUCAGUUUCCAAAAGGAUCAGCAAUGAAUCCAAUCAAGAUUCAGGAAUUUAAACAAAUUAAAAAUGAUUUUCAAUGGCACGAACUUUUGAAGUUAGAUAAAGAUCAAUAUUUAAAUUUUCGAAAUGAUCUUCGAAAUAGAGCAGCUUCCAGGCUUUCACGUGGUGAAUCAGUAUCUCGUCAGCAAAAAGGAAAAGUAGAAGAAGUUAUUAGGGAUUUUAAAGAAGCAAACCCAACAUUUCCAGUCUCUGAGGCUGAUUUUAUCCUUCGAGAAUGGCUUGCUUUAUAUUGUAAUAGCAUGGUUGACCAGGCGAAAAAAAAGAAAAUUGCCGAAGCAAAGAAGCAUGGUCUUCCACCACCACCACCAAAAAGAAAAAAUGUCCAACCUCCUAAAAAGCAUAAUAGUAUGGAUAAUAAUAGAACAACAACAACUGAAAGCUCACAAGAUUCUGAGAGAGUUACUCCACCAUCUUCUACUUCGUCUACUGAUGCACUACUUGCAAUAACUCCACAAGUUAACGCUCCUACUGCAACUGAAACAAUGGUUUUCACUUUCUCUACCAAUGAAUCAAAUGCUCCAGUUGUAACUAAUAUAUCAUCUACCUCCGAAGUCAAUAUUCCAGCUACAACUGAAUUUGCUGUAGAAACUCCUGGUAAAAAAGGUAGAGGUAAAAGAAAAAAAGAAGUUUCCCAACAGAAACAAACAUCAACUAGACAAACACGAUCCAGCAAGAAAUCUAAACAGUAG
This is a messenger RNA of Rhizophagus irregularis DAOM 181602=DAOM 197198, 756 nucleotides long. NCBI's taxonomy places the organism in Eukaryota, Fungi, Glomeromycota, Glomeromycetes, Glomerales, Glomeraceae. The record is from RefSeq and is a predicted model, not a curated record.